Messenger RNA from Colletotrichum orchidophilum, 1632 nucleotides. RefSeq lists its product as uncharacterized. Bases 1 to 1632 code for a protein of 543 amino acids. Gene Ontology annotation, cellular component: membrane. The transcript is spliced from 7 exons. Gene Ontology annotation, biological process: carbohydrate transport; transmembrane transport. Lineage: Eukaryota; Fungi; Ascomycota; Sordariomycetes; Glomerellales; Glomerellaceae. The record is from RefSeq and is a predicted model, not a curated record. Gene Ontology annotation, molecular function: carbohydrate:proton symporter activity.
AUGGAAAAACUCGACGAAUCCAAAAGCCACGCGGAAGUCGAACACGACAAUGCGCCGUAUGACGAAAAGGCCGCCUUUGGUGAGGUGAAGGAAAUCAAUGCCGCCUCCGUCGCGCUGGCUGCCGCCAUGGCGGAGCAGAAAAUCAACUGGUGGUCCCCCAACAUGAUCAAGUUGUAUGGCAUCAUGGCAAUCGGCUAUCUUGUGUCGACCAUGAACGGUUUCGACUCGUCACUCAUGGGAGCCAUCAACGCGAUGCCAUUCUAUCAGCAGACUUUCGGACUUUCGGGUGCUGGUUCCACAACUGGCAUCGUCUUCAUGAUCUACAACGUCGGUCAGAUCUGCAGUUUCCCGUUCUGUGGUCUCAUCGCAGAUAACUGGGGCCGAAGACUUUGCAUCUUCAUCGGCUGCUUCAUUGUUCUUGUCGGCACAGCUAUUCAGGCACCUGCCAAUCACCUGGGACAGUUUGUAGCGGGCCGAUUUAUCCUCGGCUUUGGAGCUUCACUUGCCUCCGCCGCUGGACCUGCGUACGUUGUUGAGCUGGCGCACCCCUCGGCCCGUGGAACCAUGGCGGGUCUCUACAACAACUUUUGGUGGCUUGGAAACAUUCUAGCUGGCUGGACUACCUACGGAGCGAACUUCCACGUCAAAUCAAGCUGGGCGUGGCGAAUCCCUACUAUCGUCCAGGCUGGCAUGCCCGGAGUAGUGAUGCUUUGCAUCAUGUUCUUCCCCGAAAGCCCUCGAUGGCUGAUUUCGAAAGACCGUGCAGAGGAGGGACUCGCCAUUCUGGCCAAGUAUCACGGUGAUGGCGACGUGAACUCGCCCAUCGUGCAGCUCCAGUACCACGAGAUUGUCGAAGAUCAUCGCUCAACCACGGACGAAAACCCGUGGUGGCAGAUGAAGGAGCUCUUCAACACCAAAGCCCGCCGAUACAGACUUUUCAUGGUCAUUGCCAUGGCAUUCAUCGGCCAGUGGUCUGGAAACAACGUCGUAUCUUACUUCAUGCCCGAGAUGUUCAAGCAGGCCGGCAUCACCGACGACAACACCCAACUCCUCCUCAACGCCAUCAACCCAAUCUUCUCAAUGAUCGCCGCGAUCUGGGGCGCAACCCUCCUCGACAAGCUCGGUCGCCGCUUCAUGAUGCUGGCUGGCUUGGCCGGCUCGCUCGCCUCGUACGUUAUGCUCACGGCCUUCACCGCUGAGUCUGCGAACCACAAGAACCUCUCCUACGGAGUCAUCGUCUCCAUCUACAUCUUUGGCAUCUGCUUCGCCUGGGGUUUCACCCCGCUUCAGACGCUGUACGCUGUCGAGUGUCUCGAGAACCGUACCCGCGCCAAGGGAUCCGGACUGUCGUUCCUCUUCCUCAACGUCGCCAUUAUGAUCAACACCUAUGGUAUUUCCGUCGGUAUGGAGAAGAUUGCUUGGAAGCUGUACCUUGUCUACAUUGCCUGGAUCUGCAUUGAAAUGGCAAUCAUCUACUUCUUCUUCGUUGAGACGGCCGGAAAGACACUGGAAGAGCUCAAGUCCAUCUUUGACGCCCCCAACCCGAGGAAAGAGUCUACCAAGAAGACCAAGGUUGCUGUUGAUGAGGCUGGCAAUGUCGUCAACGUGGGUGGGACCUCUUCUGGCAUCUAA